Messenger RNA from Cavenderia fasciculata, 645 nucleotides. RefSeq lists its product as uncharacterized. Bases 1 to 645 code for a protein of 214 amino acids. Lineage: Eukaryota; Evosea; Eumycetozoa; Acytosteliales; Cavenderiaceae. The record is from RefSeq and is a predicted model, not a curated record. The transcript has 3 exons.
AUGACAAUAGGAAGAAAAGAUAACGAUAUGAACGAUAAUGAUAGUGAAACAAGUGAACAUAAUGAUUACAGCGGAUUUCAAUUAAUACCUGAAUUGGAUAUGGGUGAUUCAGAUAGUAGUGAUGAUGAAUCAUCUAUAAACAACAACAACAACCAGAAUGGAGGAACAAGAAAACUAACAAGAGAAGAAGAAAUCAAGAGACAAGUCGAAUUGAAUAACAAGUUUCUUUUUGAUGAUGAUGUAGAUGACGCAAAUACACAACAACAAGACAACUUUACCGAUUUCCAAGGAUACUCUGAUCAAUUUCAUCAAUUUGAUCAAACAGAGGACGAUGGAGGAUCCUCUGACCUUAAAGUCAACCCAAAUAAUCUAUUAUUCAAUACCAACGAAUUAUUCCCAACUGAAAAUAACAAUCCAUUCAACGAUGAACAACCACAACAACAAGAAGAGGAAAAGAAUACUUCUCCCUAUUGUCAAAGAAAUGAAAAAGGUCAUUUGGUGCUAAGUAAAGAUAAACUACUACCACCUGAUCAUGUUGAUUUAAUUAGAGAAUGUAUGAAAAAUAUAAAGGUAGCUCCUCCCCCUGAAUUAUCUGAAAAAUGGAAAUCUUGGGAUAAUAAAUUACAAAGUAAAUUUAAUAAAUAG